Microplitis demolitor is the source of this 2432-nucleotide messenger RNA. RefSeq lists its product as uncharacterized. The record is from RefSeq and is a predicted model, not a curated record. The transcript is spliced from 4 exons. Bases 618 to 1676 code for a protein of 352 amino acids. Lineage: Eukaryota; Metazoa; Arthropoda; Insecta; Hymenoptera; Braconidae.
GUAUCUUAAUACAGACAAUGUCAAGUCAGAUUUAGUAUAACAUUAUUCCUUAUAUACUUGACAUAAAAUUAAAAAUUAAAAUAAUCCACACCACUGAUUCUUCUUCUUCCUCUUCCACUUCCUCUUUCUUUUUCUCUUCCUCAUAUCCAUGUAUGUUAUUCACGGUUUAUUAAACCCGUAAAUUUAUUUUUAUCUUUUAUUAUAAUUAAAUCUCCCAAUAUAACCCACUCUCAUUUAAUAUUUACCUCUACUCUUAUCUGCCGGAUGGGUGUUGGGUGUGUUAAAUAUAUUUUCACCAUUUCCUUCUCAUUUAACACUUAUUCUGACAGUUGUCUUGGUACUGGGUUUGCCUGAGUUUGGUUGGUUGGUGGGCGCUCACCAGGAGUGGCGCCGAUCCUUAACGCUUAUUUGUACCUCUUUCUGCCUUCUACCUUAUACCUGGCUACCUUCUCUUCUCUUGAUUCUCUCGAGAGACUCUUGAGAAGUCUGUCUGGGUUGUAUUGCUGGCUGACUGGCUAACUGGCUGACAGUGCCUGUGGCUGUUGUGAACUAAAAGACUUAACUUAAGAUCGUGUGUGCAGUUGUAAGUACACUUUUGUACAAGUCACCACGAGAGUAUGGCCAUCAACAAGUUAUUCGUAUUUCUUUCUUGUGCUAUCGUUGCUGUAUCGUCUGCUGGGAUACUUGAGACACUGUUGUCAUGGGAUCUGCAUGAAACAGAAGGAAGAUCAUCGAUGCCGCAGUCAAAGUGUCUUUGUCAAACAUCCGGUUGUUUGUGUUGCGUUGAUCUUAAUUUAACCUCGACAAUCGAUCUCGGUGGACCGGCUUGUGUUAACAUUAAACAAAAAGAAGAUAACGUAUCAUUAAAUCUUAAUUAUGGAGACAAUCCUGUGCACAAUGCGACUAUAAAGAUAGCGGACGCGGCUAACAAACCGACCUGUAUGAAUCUACUUUCGGAUUUGGCCCAGUUGUGCGCCAAGUUUACGUCAAUCAAGCGGCACGACCAAUCAGAUUACGAUGGUUGUUUGGUUAUUGAACCAGCAUUGAUGCGCACACCACAGGCGACCUAUCAUAUUGGUUGCUUUAAUUUUAAUAAUAAUGUUAAACAAAUUCAAAGUACACCCAUUGAAAGUACUACAGAAACAACCGAAAUACCGGAAGAAGAAGAUGAAGAUGGGAUUAAUACAGAUGCGUUAAUAGCUGCAGUAUCAGAAAGCGCUGAACAAGGCAUUGCAUUUUUUUCACGAUGGCUCGGCCUCAAUUUCAAUCCAGGAUUAAACUUAACUAGUAACAAUAAAGUACAAGAAGUUGCUGCUUCACGACAAGAAAUAAGUUAUGAUAAUAACAACAACAAAAACAAUAAUAGUAAUUAUAAUGAUAAUAAUACUUCAACGGUACGUAAUGGCCGUAUGUUUGAUCAGUAUCUGACGCCACAAGAAAACAGUGAUGAGAGAUUCAAACAAUUACUAAGUGCACAAGAUAAUAUUGUUAAAGAAUCGGCAAGAAUUGGGCACGCGGAUGAAGGCAGGACGACUUUUGUUUAUGCUCAACAACAAAAACAACUCAAACAACAGACAGUUGACAGCCCACAUAAAAUAAAUCUCCCUAUUGUACCGCGAGAGUCACGUCGCGGCGGACGUGCUUACAAUAUUCAUCAGCAUGUUAAUGAAGUGUGACGCUUGAAAGAUUCAUAAUGAGAGAUAUUAAAAAUUGAUAUAUUUGAUAUUUAUUUUAAAUAUAUAUAUAAGAAAAAAAAAACCUCAAGACAACGGAAUUUAAAAUAACGUAUAGGAUUGUAAUAAUAAUAAUAAGUAUGAUAAGCAAUAGAAAGUGGAAUUAGGAUUCCAGUCAAUCGUCAUGUUAGAAAGCUAUACUUUAGUCUGGAUGAUAAAUCGAUUGGUUUUAAAUUUUCAUUUCUGUUAUUCGUGCUAUUCAUUAUAUUAUCAUUUUUUUUUUCUGUAAUUUGAAUACAAUUGAAAAACUUUCGACGUCUUAAUCAUGCGUAUAAUUUUAUGACGCGCUCUAUUAAAAAAAAAAAAACAUGUAAUUUUUAUUGCCGACUCAGUAAUCGACCCCACUAUUUUUUGGUAAUAGAAAAUAUCCGCUGAGUUUUUUUAAUUAAAUUUUAUUGACCCUAUAGGUUGAUGAAGAAAAAUAUAAAGAAAUAAUUUAACGAGUGAUAAUUAAAAAAAAAUAUUUUCAUUAUUAAUAGUCAAUAUUUAAGAGUUCAAAAAAUAUUUAACUAUAAAAUUUUAAGACCUAUAAAUGAUAUAUUUUUUUCAUCAACCUGCAGAUGAGUAAAUAAUUAAAAAAAAUUAAGUUGAUUAUUCACAGAAAAAAAUAGCUCUAUAACUUCAUAAUGACCAAAAAUUUGUAGACUCGCUGAAAGCACAUAAAUAACUUGACAAAUAAAACUUUGUAUUUUUCCAGUC